Molecule: messenger RNA, 1113 nt
Organism: Capsella rubella
Lineage: Eukaryota; Viridiplantae; Streptophyta; Magnoliopsida; Brassicales; Brassicaceae
Product: probable aquaporin PIP2-8
Exons: 4
Coding region: 44-880 (278 amino acids)
Biological process (GO): transmembrane transport
Cellular component (GO): plasma membrane
Molecular function (GO): water channel activity
Source: RefSeq, a predicted model, not a curated record
GAAAACUCCAUAGUGAAAGAGAGAGCUAAGAUAAGAAAAAAAAAUGUCGAAAGAAGUGAGCGAAGAAGGAAGACAUGGCAAAGACUACGUGGAUCCACCACCAGCUCCACUUCUUGACAUGGCUGAGCUUAAGCUCUGGUCUUUCUACAGAGCUAUCAUCGCAGAGUUCAUCGCCACUCUCCUCUUCCUCUACGUAACCGUAGCUACAGUCAUUGGCCACAAGAACCAAACCGGUCCUUGUGGCGGCGUUGGUUUACUCGGCAUCGCUUGGUCCUUUGGUGGCAUGAUCUUUGUCGUCGUCUAUUGCACCGCCGGUAUCUCCGGAGGUCACAUCAAUCCAGCUGUGACGUUUGGUUUGUUCUUGGCUCGAAAAGUGUCGCUCCUUAGAGCGGUGGCCUAUAUGGUGGCUCAGUGUCUUGGAGCCAUUUGUGGAGUUGGACUCGUUAAGGCCUUCAUGAUGACUCCAUACAAAGGUCACGGAGGUGGAGCUAACACUAUUGCUCAUGGCUAUAGCACUGGAACUGCUCUUGGUGCUGAGAUUAUUGGCACUUUUGUCUUGGUUUACACUGUCUUCUCUGCCACUGACCCCAAAAGAAGUGCCCGUGACUCCCAUGUCCCGGUUUUGGCUCCUUUACCAAUUGGGUUCGCUGUGUUCAUGGUGCAUUUGGCUACUAUCCCCAUUACUGGAACUGGGAUUAAUCCAGCUAGAAGCUUUGGUGCUGCUGUCAUCUACAACGAUAAGAAAGCUUGGGACGACCAUUGGAUCUUUUGGGUUGGACCGUUCGUGGGAGCAUUAGCAGCAGCAGCAUACCAUCAAUAUAUCUUGAGAGCUGCAGCAAUCAAAGCCUUGGCUUCAUUCCGCAGCAACCCAACCAAUUGAUGCAUGCAUGAGAGAGACUUCUUAGAAACUAUCUAUAAAAAAAAAAAAAAAAACUAUCGAAAUGCACUAUGUUGUGUGUGUCUGUUUUUUAGCUUUUAAUUUGGUGUAAUCUUUUGUCUUUUGCGGACUUAUUCAAUUUCAUAUAGUUAAGUUUGGUUUUCAAUUCAUCUUUGUAUCGUUGCUUUAUUUCAUGUAGGACACAUCUUAAUAUCUUAUGCUUCACUUUUACAUUA